AUGUUAAAUUGUGCUCCCGUUCCUACCCUUAUGACAUACUCAUCUCGGGAAAAUGUAGAUUCUACUUCCUUACUUGGUGAUAGCGAAGCUUCAUCCUUCAGACAUAUCAUUGGUCGUCUUCUCUAUCUCACAAACACUCGCCCAGAUAUUAUGUUUGUCGUUCAUCAUCUCAGCCAGUUUGUUUCCUCCCCCACUAAUGACCAUCGGCGUGCUGCUCUCAGAAUCCUUCGUUACCUGAAAAACAAUCCUAGACAUGGCAUUUUCAUCAGCAGCAAAGGUCAUUGUCAGAUACGCGCUUAUAGUGAUAUGGAUUGGGCUGCUUGCCCUAAAACAAGAAAAUUUAUAAUUGGUUUUUGGUUUACAUUGGAGAUUCUAUUGUUUCAUGGAAAACAAAAAAGAAAAUCACCAUCUCUCGUAGUUCUUGUGAAGCAGACUACAGGGCAUUGGCUGCCACUAUCUGUGAGGUGCAAUGGAUUUCUUACGUUCUAA
Molecule: messenger RNA, 489 nt
Organism: Vigna unguiculata (cowpea)
Lineage: Eukaryota; Viridiplantae; Streptophyta; Magnoliopsida; Fabales; Fabaceae
Source: RefSeq, a predicted model, not a curated record